Molecule: messenger RNA, 3472 nt
Organism: Esox lucius (northern pike)
Lineage: Eukaryota; Metazoa; Chordata; Actinopteri; Esociformes; Esocidae
Gene: scly
Product: selenocysteine lyase
Exons: 13
Coding region: 178-1653 (491 amino acids)
Source: RefSeq, a predicted model, not a curated record
AUUUUGGGUACUCAGACACUGCGUGAAUACACCACACCGCCGGUUACAGGAAGGAAAGAGUUAACAAAAAUCGUCGUCCCUGCAUUUCCCGGUUGGGAGCAUCUGAACGAGUCUUGGGGAAUCAUUGACAAAGAUAUAACCUUCAGUCUCAGCCUCCGUAGCUAUCUAGCCAAGGUGAUGAGUCAACCAACUAAGGGAAGUUCCUUCACAAGAGACGGUGAUUCGAGGGACCAGAGUCACCGGACAUCUGACCACCGUGCACGACAUACAGAGUCGUUUGGUCACCACCAUGCACACACACAUCCUUCUGGAGCAUUUGAUGACCACGGACAUGCAAAUCUGGGUCGUCCAUUCGAUGGCCUUGUACACACGUAUAUUCCAGACAUGGAUGAAGACAAGAUCUACAUGGACUACAAUGCCACCACCCCACUAGAGCCAGAGGUGAUCCAGGCCAUCACGAAAGCCCUGCAUGAGGCCUGGGGAAACCCCAGCAGCAGUUACACAGCAGGUGUGAAAGCGAAGGCCGCCAUCGCCCAGGCCAGAGAGAAUGUGGCAAGGCUGGUUGGCGGGAAACCAGAGGACAUCAUAUUUACCUCUGGGGGUACUGAGGCCAACAACCUGGUGUUCCACAGCGCCCUGGAGGCCUACAGAGAGAGCUGCAGGACGGCAGAGCAGGGAGGCGACAGCCAUCAUCACCGUGACAACAGCCGUACAUCCUCAGCCUGGCCUCGUCCACACCUCAUCAUCUCCAACGUGGAGCACGACUCUGUGCGCCUGACCGCGGAACACCUGCUGAAGGAUGCCCAAGCAGAUGUGACGUUGGUGGCGGUUUCCAAGGUGACGGGGAGGGUCGAGGUGGAAGAUGUGUUGACGGCUGUGCGACCCAACACCUGUCUAAUCUCUAUCAUGAUGGCUAACAAUGAGACCGGUGUUAUGAUGCCAAUCAGAGAGCUUUGUCAGAGGAUAAGAUCCGUGAGCGGACAGCGUCAUCAUAGAAUCCUCCUGCACACUGAUGCAGCCCAGGCCAUAGGAAAGGUCGGGGUCGACGCACGUGACCUGGGAGUGGAUUACCUCACCAUCGUAGGUCACAAGUUCUAUGCACCGCGGAUCGGAGCGCUGUAUGUGAACGGCCCUGGGUCCACCACACCGCUCCACCCCAUGAUGUUUGGAGGGGGACAGGAGAGGAACUUCAGACCGGGCACGGAGAACACGCCAAUGAUUGCUGGCCUCGGAAAGGCAGCAGAGCUGGUGAUCUCUAACCUGCCUGAGUAUGAGAGUCACAUGUUGGAUACGAGGAAAUACCUGGAAGAGAGACUGCAGGCUGUUUUUGGGAAGGAGAGGAUCCAUUUCAACAGCCACUUCCCUGAUUCAGAAUCUCUACCAAACACCUGCAAUGUCUCCAUCCUGGGUCCUAGACUACAGGGGAGGAAGGUGUUGUCCAGCUGUAGACGGCUACUGGCCAGUGUGGGAGCGGCAUGCCACACACACAGAGGAGACAGGCCCUCCCAUAUCCUGCUGAGCUGUGGCAUUCCGGAGGAGGUGGCGGCCAAUGCCCUGAGGCUGAGUGUGGGGAGGGGCACCAGCAGGGCUGAUGUAGAUGUAGUGGUGGAGGACCUGAGGAAUGCUGUGGAGACGCUCGAGAGCCUGAAUUGAUCACAACGAUCGGUUUGGUUUGAUUGGUCGGUUUUAUCGACUGACUCUGGGAUUGUUUGACUGACUCUGGGUUAAUCUAUUAAUUUGUCAGUCACAUUUGCUGAUUGACUCAUUCAUUGGUUGAUUGAUUAAUUGGUUGAUUAGUUGGUUGUUUGGUUGAUUGAUUGAUCUGUUGAUUUACGGUAUGUCCAGCCGAUAGUAAUGUUGUCUACUGUGCUCUAUUGCAUGUAGUAAGUAUUUUAAAGCCAUCUUAAUCAGUAGAAUUUAUUAGUAAGUUUAAAGUGAUUUAUCCUCCUCUGUGGAAGGUUAUCAUAUUUGUACAUAGCAUAUUCUCUGUAGAGCUAAUUUGUGAAUUACUGCUGUAUUUAAUUAACUCAGGAGAAAAUGUUACAGCUUUGAAGAGUAAGAGAAGGAAUUCAAACUGAUUUGAAUGAUGAUGAUGGAUGAAGGGAUAGAUGGGUAGAGAGAUAUAUGAAGGGAUUGAUGGGUAAAGAGAUAUAUGGAUGAGGGGAUAGAUGAGUAGAGUGAUGUAUGGAUCAAGGGAUGGAUGGGUAAAGAGAUAUAUCAAGGGAUAGAUGGGUAGAGUGAUGUAUGGAUGAGGGGAUAGAUGGUUGAAUGAUGUAUGGAUGAAGGGAUAGAUGGUAGAGUGAUGUAUGGUUGAGGGGAUAGAUGGUAGAGUGAUGUAUGGUUGAGGGGAUAGAUGGUAGAGUGAUGUAUGGAUGAGGGGAUAGAUGGUAGAGUGAUGUAUGGAUGAGGGGAUAGAUGGUAGAGUGAUGUAUGGAUGAGGGGAUAGAUGGUAGAGUGAUGUAUGGAUGAGGGGAUAGAUGGUAGAGUGAUGUAUGGAUGAGGGGAUAGAUGGGUAGAGUGAUGAAGGGAUAGAUGGUAGAGUGAUGUAUGGAUGAGGGGAUAGAUGGGUAGAGUGAUGUAUGGAUGAGGGGAUAAAUGGGUAGAGUGAUGUAUGGAUGAGGGGAUAGAUGGUAGAGUGAUGUAUGGAUGAAGGCGGGAACUUAUUUAUGAAUAGAGGGAUCGUUGGAUUGAUGAUGGGUUAGUUUGAUGGGUGGAUUAUAGAUUAGAUGGAGGCACAACUGGAUAAAGGGAUAGAUUGGUGGACAGAGGAAUAGGUGAAUAAAGGGAUGAAGGGAUAUAAAGUGUGGUUGGAUGAUAGAGGAAUAGAUGGAUGAGUAGAGUUAUAUAUAAAGGGAUAGAUGGAUAGACAGAUGGAUAUAUGAAGGGAUAGAUGGAUGGGUAGAGUUAUAUAUAAAGGGAUAGAUGGAUAAACAGAUGGAUAUAUGAAGGGAUAGAUGGAUGGGUAGAGUUAUAUAUAAAGGGAUAGAUGGAUAAACAGAUGGAUAUAUGAAGGGAUAGAUGGAUGGGUAGACUUAUAUAUAAAGGGAUAGAUGGAUAGACAGAUGGAUAUAUGAAGGGAUAGAUGGAUGGGUAGAGUUAUAUAUAAAGGGAUAGAUGACAUGUAAUUCAGACUACUGCUACAUACUUACACAUACUGUAAAUGGCAUGUUAUUCAUACUACUGCUACAUACUUACACAUUCUGUAAAUGGCAUGUUAUUCAUACUACUGCUACACACUUACACAUACUGUAAAUGGCAUGUUAUUCAUACUACUGCUACAUACUUACACAUACUGUAUAUGGCAUGUUAUUCAUACUACUGCUACAUAGGUUUACAUACUUUAAAAUACUCUGGUACACAAGUAUUGGAAAACAAGUAUUUGCUGUAAAUGAUAAAUAUGUUUUUGAACCCAGGUCUGGAACAGUACAUAAAAUCAGCUACCUUCUUACUCAAAUAAAGCAUUGGAAAUCAA